UACGCGCCGUCUUAGCAAAACGUAACCCACGCGUAGAGUGGCGAUCAGGUGCAAGCGUCAUGCAUCGCUCACAAAGGCAGGUAGCGAGCGAGUGCAGGACGCAGCCCGGGUUUCGAUGCCCAGGAUCCGCUCACGUAGCCCCAGCCGCCCGCUAACCGUGAGCCUCCAAAGGCAGCUGAAGGAGGAUCGUCGCGAUCUAGAAGUGCAGGCAGAGCGCCGGGUGGCCCCCCCCUCGCCCCCCCCCGGUCUGGCUGAGUGUUGCCGGGUCCUGUAUGGGAGCCCGUGCGGGGCUGUGCCGGAGACCCCGCGCUGCCUGCACCUCUAUCAUCUCGGUUGACAUGGAUGAUGAAGAUGGAAGGUGCCUGUUAGAUGUUAUUUGUGACCCUCAGGCACUCAACGAUUUCUUGCACGGAUCAGAGUCGCAGCUGGACAGUGAUGAUCUCUUGGGGGGUUCAGGGGACCCCGCUGCCUCCUUCUUUGUGGGCUCCGUGCACCACAUCCAGGAGCCACGCUGCUCUACCCACCUGUUAGCCAGCGAGCCCUCGUCCGCGCCCAGCGCCAGCGUGGACCUCGACUUCCUGGAGGAUGAUGACAUCCUGGGCUCUCCGCACGGGGGGGGCGUGCCCGGCUCGGACCAGCCCUGUGACAUCCUGCAGCAGAGCCUGGCCGAGGCUAACAUCACAGAGCAGAGCCUGCAGGAGGCUGAGGAGGAGCUGGACCUGGGGGCCUUCGGGCUGCCCAACCUCCCCGAGGGGACCCCUGCCCCCCAAGGUCUGCCCCCCCUCACCACCCCUCAAGGUCUGGUGAACAAAGCGAUAAACAUGCAGCCGUUCAUGCAGCAAAUGGGGCUGGGGAACGUCACCCUGCAGUCCCUCCAGGGGCUCCAGGCCCUGCCCAACGGGGGCUCGGGAGUCGGGGGACCCCUCGGCGGACCUCUGGGGAUCAGCCAGAUUCAAGUGGUGGGCCAGCAGGUGAUGGCUAUUCACCAGACUGGGCAGCCCGUCCUGACCAAGUCUAUGGGCGGCUACCAGCUGGCCCCCCAGCACUGCGCCCCCCAGCCGCCGGACUCACUGCAGCCUCUCCAGGGCAAGCCCCCCGGGGGGGCCCUGAAUGGGGGCUUCGGGAACGGGCCAGGCCCCCCCUCCCAGGGCGGGACGACGGUGCAGUGUGGCUCCGUCCUGCAGCCCCAGAACGUCAUGAUCCAGCGCACGCCCACCCCCAUCCAGCCCAAACCCCCCACCGGGGGGGUGAUCCAGCCCAAGAUCUACCAGCUCUCCCCCAAGACCAGCUUCUCGGCUGGGGGGGCAGGGCAGGGGGGCCAGGCUGGCACCCAGGGGGCGGUUCCGCUCUCCGCUCUGCAGGGGGAGGGUGGGCAGAAGCAGCAGAAUGUAGCUUUCGUGGCAGGCAAACCGGGCCAACAGAACUUGGUGAUUUCCUCCCCAGGAGGGGCAUUCCCUCAAGCCUUGUCUGCCACCAUGUUCAAACACCACCAGGGUCUCCAGCAGCAGCAGAACCAGAGCCAGAACCAGAACCAGAACCAGAGUCAGCAGCAGCAGCAGCAGCAGCAGCUGAGCAAACCCCUGAGCCUUCAUCUCCUCAACCAGGCUAGCAGCAUCGUCAUCCCGUCCCAGGCCAUGCUCCAGGGGCAAGGCUCCUUCCUCCUGCCCCCGCACCUCUCCUCCGCCCUGCAGGGGGGGGGCCAGAUCCUCGCCCAGCACCCCGGCGGGGGCCACAUCAUCGCCAGCCAGGGCCCCGGCGGGCAGCUGAUCGCCAACCAGAUCCUCUCCAACCACCAGGGCCUGGCCGGACAGCUCAACCUGGGGCAAGUGCUGGCGUCGCAGGGACCCCAGGGCCACAUCCAGCUGUCGGGCCCCAUCCAGCUGCAAGGGGGGGGCCAGGUGGGGGCCCACGCUUUGUUCCAGAUGCCAGUGUCGCUGGCGGGGGGCGCCCUGCAGACUCAGACUCAGUCAGGGGGGGCUGUGAUCCAAGCUCUGCCUAGCCCGGCACUGACUGUCCUCAACCAGCCACCGGAGCCCAGUGGUCAAGCGCUCGUAUCCCGGCAACAGCAACAACACCACCAGCGAUCUGAUUCCGGGCUGGCUGGGCUAUUGACCGGCAGCAGCAGUGAACAGCAGACCCAGCCUCCACCCCCUCCUCCUCCCCCUCCUCCUCCUCCUCCCCCUCUCCCUCCCUCUAUAUUGACAGUACAGACCUCUUCCGGCACUCCUUCCCCCUCUCCUUCUUCAUCUGCUGUGGCAUUGUCCUCCUCCUCCUCCUCCUCCUCCUCCUCCUCUCAGCCCCUCCAGAUCUCCGCUGUGCACCUCCAUCACCACCAGCCCCCCUCCCUGCACAGCCCCGGCCAGAUCAUCAUCAGCCAGCAGGGGGCAGGCAUGGUCCUCAGCCAGGAGUCAGUGCAGCUGUUCCUCCAACAGCAGCAGCAGGCUCUCUUCCAGGCAGCAGAGAAAGGUGUAAGCCCUGCCUCCAGCUGCGUCCCCGCCUCUGUCAUCGUCAGCAGCAGUUCUGACCCCUCCCCCUCCAGUCGGGAGAGCCUAUCAGACGAGGCCAGACCUGGACAAGUCUCCGCCUCCUCCUUUGGCUCUCCACACACUCUGGUGUAUCAGAUUUCCUCGACAGGACAACAGCAGCAGUCCAAGCCCCUGGGCGCCUCUCCCUCCCACACUCUACCUCACCCCCCACUCCCUACGGCUCCAACAGCCCCCAGCUCCCCCCCCCUCAUCCGCCCCGCCCCCCUCGGGGGGGAGCCCCCUUCCACCUCGGGAAUGCCACGCAGCCCCCCCUCUUCGGUCAUCCAGCCUUUUGAACCACCCGGGGGGAGGUCCCCCAACCCCACACCCCAACCCAGGGUUGCAGCAAGGGGUCGCCGCUGGCCCCAAGCCUCGGCACAGUCCCCAGUCGUGAGACCCCACUCCCAGUCUCCCUUCCAGCUGCCCCCCGCUUCCCAGCCAGAGCGCCGGGCAAUAGAGUCCCCUCAGCCUCUGCACCUGCAGUCCCCAGAGAGCAGGGCAGGGCUGGCUGUGCCCGUGGGACAUUACCAGUUUCAUUUCCAGCAGCCAAUGCAGCAGCAGAGUCCAGGUUUGGGGCUCCAGGCUCAGAGCCCUGCUGCCCCCCCUCCCAUACAGACCCUGCAGAUGACCGUGGAGCAGCAGCAGAACCUGCAGCUGGUGGGGGCUCAGCUACAGACCCUGUCGACCAUCGCACAGCCCUCCCUGCAGCAGAGGCAGCUGCUGGACAAACUGCUCCAGAUUCAACACAACAUCAUCCUUCAGGCGAAGCAGCAGACCCUGUCCUCAAGCCAGGCGCUGACCCGGUCCGGUUUGACUCAGUUCAGCAGCACCCCCCAGCCCUCAGUGCUGGUCAGCCAGCAAGCCCCUCCCCCUGUCUCUAUCGCCCCGCCCAGCAGCCAGGCCAAGCCGCCGCCUCCUCAGCCAGACCCCGCCCACUCUGCUGCCAUGACCUCACAGGGGGCGGGGCCUCCCGCACAGCUGGCCUCUCUGCUGCAGCAGACUUCUGUGGUGGUGAAGACGCCAGGGACUGGUUCCGGGGUCUCUCCUGCGAUGCAGAGCGAAGGAAAGCCGUUCCCCUCAGGGGGGGUGCAGAUCAAACAGAGGGAGCCCCUCCCAGUCCCACAGACCAUGCAGGGACAGCCCGGGGUGAUCAGCUCAGUGGGGGGUCUCGGUCUGUCGAAGGGGGAGCUGCAGAUGCAGGUUUUGGGGGCGGGGGUCCCCCAGAUACUGCACACAGCUUCCAUGCAGACACAGCCCCAGCUGGGAUCCGUGACGACGCCCUUCUCUGCACUGCCCAGUAAAGAAGAUCGGCUGCUGGAGCAGCUCCGCAGACAGCAGGGGGCAGUGUUGCACCCCGAUUACCAGUCUCCCUUCAGCACCUUCGGGGAUGCGCUGCAAAGAUUGCUCCCCUACCACCUUUACCAGGGGACCCCCUGCUCGGGCAAGGACUACACCAGAGUGGAUGAGGAGUUUGAGAGUGUCUCUUUUCAGCUUCUGAAACGCACUCAGGCCAUGCUGAACAAAUACAGACUGCUGCUGUUUGAGGAGUCCAGGCGCCAGGGCCCCUCUGCAGAGAUGGUGAUGAUUGACAGAAUGUUUAUACAGGAAGAGAAGACGGCUCUAUCUCAGGACAAAGUGCUGGUCAAGGAGAGACCAGACGAGUACGUUCUUCCUUCCUGCGUCACACAGGGCCUCUCUACCUCCUCCUCCCACCUGCGGCCACCUGCCUCUUCCAGCUCCCCCUCAGGCUGCUCCACAGCCCCGCCUCCCACGACACAGGCCCCGCCCUUAAUCACGCCCACCAAGCUGGUCAUCAAACACGCCGGGGGGGCGUCGCCCUCGGUCUCCUGGGCCCGGGCCGCGCCCCCUCCCUCUGUGACAUCGCCGGGGGGCGGGGACGCGGAUUCCUUGCCCUCCCGGAGCAGCAGACCCCCGAUGAAGACCUACGAAGCUCGCAGGAGGAUCGGGCUGAAGCUGAAGAUCAAGCAAGAGGCCGGCUUGAGCAAAGUGGUGCACAACACGGCGCUGGACCCCAUUCACACCCCCCCUAGCACCCCCAAAACGGACACGCCUGGCAGCUCGGUCAUCCAGGCCGUCAGCAGCACGACCGCCCCCGGGCCCCUCCCCAGCCAGCCCUUUCCUCCCACGGCGUCCACAGCGACCGGCACGCCCACGGUGAUCACAGCCAAUCAGGUGAAUGGAACCCUGGGCCACCCGGUGGACAGGAAGCAGCCCACGCCCACUUCCUGCCGACUCCCGCUGCGCAAAACAUACCGGGAGAAUGUCUGUCCCGGCGGGGCGGAGCAGAAAUGGGGCGGGGGAGCGGGGGGAACACAGCAGCAAGCGUUAUUGGAGGAGGAGGAGGAGGAGGGGGGAGAGGAGGAGAGAGGAGGAGGAGGAGGAGGAGGAGGGUUCGAGAGGGGCAGAACUGUCAUUGCCAGAGUGAGGCUGGAGAAGAAAGGGAGGAGCCCCAGGAACGAGGCUCUGAUAUUCGGGAAGGAUCGGGAGAGAGCCGUUCCCAAGCGGGAGGAGCUGAAGCAGCUUCCCGGAGCAGAGGAGGAAUUUUACAGGGGAGCGAUCAAGCAGGAGCCCCCAGAGCACUACAGCCCAGUAGGGGGCCUCUUAAACACACAUCCAGGCUUCUCCGGCCCUGCCAGGGCUCGGGGAGCGGGACUGGGGGGGUCCCCCGAGGGGGAGGGGGGGGGCAGCUCGUGGGACAGCCCCUUCUCCAGCGCGGCCAAGCGGCGCAAAUCGGAGUCUCUUGACGUGGACAACGCCAGCUUCUCCAGCGGCAGCCCCCCCCAGGACGACACUCUCAACGAACACCUGCAGAGCGCCAUCGACUCCAUCCUGAACCUGCAGCAGGGACAGGGGCCCUCCAGAGCCCAGCCUGGCCCCUGCAGGGGCCCCUCGAACACACACAGGCAGCAGCAGCAGCAGCAGCAGCAGCCAGCUGCAGAGCCCGCUUUCCCCCCAAGGAGCCGCAAUGGAGGAGUGGGCAAGGCAAGGACGUAUAAUAGAUAACAGAGGCGCUAGGGGGUGGGUCUGUCUGUCCGUCCGUCUGUCUGACUGACGGGCUGGCGGACUGUCUCUCUAGAACUGCAGAUUUAACUCUGUCAGGUUGCUUUGUUUAUGAUGACGACGGCGUCACUGAACUGAGGAAUUCCAGGAUCCUGUGUCAUGGUUUUUUUUUUUUUUUUUUUUUUUCCUUCUCGUUCUGCUUCAAGACUGAAGAACUGGACUGGGAGGGACGCGCGCGCGCACACACACUUGUCCGCAGCACGUUGUGUAAAUUGGUGUGGAGUGCAUUCUGUUUUUCCCCAGAACUCUUUCUGCUGUUUACUUUUGUUCAGUUAAAAAGUCCAAUUUUUAUUUUGUGUUCCUAUGUGUUGCUACAACUGUGUAAGUAAGCUGUGUGUGUAUUGUUUAAAUUUCUGAUGUAUUAAUUAUAUAUAAUUUUACAUUUUGACCAUUGUUUUUAACUUUUAAAUUGCAUUCCACUGCCUCGAGAUAUCGUCCCAUGUACUCACAUGGACCUCUGUCAGAACCACAUUUCCCAUCAUCCUCCUACUCACAUAU
Molecule: messenger RNA, 6104 nt
Organism: Polyodon spathula (Mississippi paddlefish)
Lineage: Eukaryota; Metazoa; Chordata; Actinopteri; Acipenseriformes; Polyodontidae
Gene: bicra
Product: BRD4 interacting chromatin remodeling complex associated protein
Biological process (GO): positive regulation of DNA-templated transcription
Cellular component (GO): SWI/SNF complex
Source: RefSeq, a predicted model, not a curated record